Messenger RNA from Vollenhovia emeryi, 1203 nucleotides. Its product is annotated as RNA-binding protein 12-like. Bases 91 to 1047 code for a protein of 318 amino acids. The transcript is spliced from 2 exons. NCBI's taxonomy places the organism in Eukaryota, Metazoa, Arthropoda, Insecta, Hymenoptera, Formicidae. The record is from RefSeq and is a predicted model, not a curated record.
GGCGCGGUAUAAAUAUCGCUAGUGCACUGCGAUACGAACAUAACAGUGCAAGUAUUGGCAGCGCAAGCAUUGGCAACACAAGAUAGCAACAUGAAAGCAGCAGUGGUCUUCACGGUCUUGGCGAUCAUGGUGUGCGCCAUGGUCCAGGAAUCCGAACAAGUAGCUUUGGGCCUUCCCUCGAUGCCAUCGCUGCCCAAGAUGCCAUCGCUGCCCAAUAUGCCAUCGCUGCCCAAUAUGCCAUCGCUGCCCAAGAUGCCCUCCAUGCCCUCGUUACCUUCAUUGCCCUCGUUGCCUUCAAUGCCUUCAAUGCCUUCAAUUCCUUCGCUACCUUCGCUACCCUCGCUGCCCUCGAUGCCCUCGUUGCCGUCGAUGGGCUCAAUGACGAAUCUGCUGAAGGAUAAGAUGAUGAGUGGCAUGGACGAAACAGUGAAGCAGGCGUUGUUGGGUGGCAUGCAAGUAUCGAUGGGGAAAAUGUUGAUGCAAGGCGUUGAUCCAAAAUUGUUGAUGGAGAUAUCGGAGGAUUGCUUUAAAAAAGCGUGUUCGGUGACGUGGAACAAAGGUGUUGGUAUGUUACCGUCGACGGAGAUCGUAGUAAAAUGCAUUGAAGGAGCGGCGAUGAAGACGUUGGAGAAUGGCGUUAAAAAACAGAUGGAAGGGGUGGCGAAGAUGGCCGGGCUCCAGAAGAGAAGCAUUGGUAUGGGACCAAUGAUGGGUAUGUUGCCUAAUCCCAUGGGCUGGAACAAACGGCCGUCUAUGUCGUGGUCAAUGCCGGGUAUGCCAUGGCAAAUGCCGCAUAUGCCAUGGGGAAUGCCGCAUAUACCAAUGCCGCAUUUGCCAAUGCCACCUAUGCCUCCUAUGCCAUGGCCAGUGCCACCUAUGCCAUGGCGUAGGCCAACUACUACGACCGCAACACCGGAACAAACGACAGGAGUACCGGAACAAACGACAGGAGUACCGGAACAAACGACAGGAGUACCGGAACAAACGACAGGAGUACCAGACCAAACGACAGGAUACGCAACAGGAUCAUUCCCGACUACUUCCUAGACAUUACAUCCACAAUGGCAUCUCAAUAAGGAAUUUAGCAGGAGAAUAACAAACGCAAAAAUUACCACAAAAGGAAACAAAAUGACAAAUUGUUCAAAUUUAAUUGGAAAAUGACGUAAUUGUAUUAGCACUUAUAAUAAAAAAAACUAGUACUUA